ACUGUUGGCAGGAGGGCAUAUGUUUACACUGAGUACAGCCUAUGCUACUUGAAUACACCUGUCUAAGGGUCGUAUGAAUUUUUAUUCAAGGAUGAACGAGCUUGCUAAUUGACUCCUGAGAUCAAUUUCUGCUACCGCUUGGUGAUCGGGGAACGGCAAGCACAAUAAAAUCAAUCGCAUUGGAGAGACAUACUCCAGUCGGCAGACAGACUGAAGGAUAUAAGAAUUGCCAACGGAGCCUUAUCUUGGAAACCCUAACUUCCUCACAAAGCACUGUGAUCACACAAACUUUUUAAGACCUGGUCGAUGUGUGUGUGUUAAGUUAUUUGAUCGCGUUCCUAUCAUCUUGACGUCCGAAGCUUGCGGGAUCAAUUUAAAUCGAUUAAGUGUAAUUCUUGUCUUACUGGAUAAAGGAUUAGACUGAAAGUAUUAGAAAAAUGAGCACGGCAGUUAGACGCCAGUCAACGGACACUGGACGGGUCAAUCUUCGACGACAGUCCGUCGACGUCAACAGGAUCGCCAGCAACAUUGGUAGAUCUUCAAUGGACGGGACUAGAGCUGCCAUGAUUUUGACGUCUGCUCAAAGCCGUCCGCCUCAAGGACCCCGGAUUGAGAAUUCAUACAGACUUGAGCCCGAGAAAGCGUUUCCAAGUGUUUCCGUGAAAAAGAUAAUUCAGAGUGUAUUUGAGGAGAUGAUAGGUGACAAGAAAUAUGACCCUGCAGAGAGCACGCUUUUGGCGGGAAAGCUGGCAGACGUUAUCAAGCACCGCGUGAAAGAGCUCGGGCACACCAGAUACAAGAUUGUUGCAACCGUAGCAUUAGGUCCAGCCGUGAUGUCCUCCGUUGCCAUGGUGAGCAGGUGUGUGUGGAAUCCAAGUAUGGACACGUUCGCUGAGUAUGCUCACAAAAAUGGAAAGAUGUACGCCUGUGGGCUUGUGUACGGGUUGUACCUAGAAUGAUGGUUGUGAACCCAGUUGCAGAAGGAGAGACUUUACCAUUAAGCAAGUGAAUUGUGCUAAGGCCUAGGAUGUGGAACAUGUGGAAGGAUGCUCACGAAUAGUGGACAAUGUAGUUCGUUUGUCCAGAAGUCCAGAAACAACGUAUUCUUCAAUUACGGAUUGGGAACCAUUAUUGGGAUAGAGGCAGAUAUGUGGUGAGGAUGUUUCAGGAUCUAAUGUCGAACUAUGAAGCGUUGUGAUAUGUGUGGCUCAUUCUGUCAUGUCAAACUGCAGCAACUGUCCUCUAUGUUUUAAACUGCUCAGAAUCUAUGAUAUAAUCAGUGGUCGAAGUCUUUAUGUGUGCCUCUUGUGACUCAAAGUCCAUACAGUUAGUGUGCGUCUAUGUAAAGUAAACUUGGCGUAACAACACGUUUUACAAAUGCUUUGCGAUGUAACGCAGGAGGAUAGAUUCGGGGGUCGGAGGAUCGGGUGGGGAGGUGACUUUUCAGAAAAUAAUGUCCUUGGUUUGGGAAGGGUCUUCUUUUUGUAAAGUCCUGAAUGUGAACUAUCCGUCCCUACCCCGUAAUGAAUGACCCGUGCUAAUCAGAAGCAAGUGUAGGGAAGUAUGGCUUGGGGUGAACAUAAUUGACUAUUUGCUAUACCCGGCUUCGUUGUAUACGGUGUUGACCGUGUGUUUUUCGUGACAAUACGGGUUCGUUAGCGACUCUGAGCAGCCAGUAGUUUGUACAGUUCUACUCUACCAUCGCCUCCUGUGUUUAGCCCCUUGAUGCACAAACCAAACCAAGGUCAUACCAUGCCUACAUGUACUCCACCCUACCGUGGUGACCCCAUACACCUCCACCCCCAAACACCCCAUCCCCACCCCCCUCACCCCAACCCUCAGACGCAGUUACAUCCGGCUUGGCUUUACAUUUCAUUAUACAAAAUACUUUUUCUAUAAAUUGUCCAUCUCAGACUUCACAUGAUACGUACAUCGAUGGAGACUGUGGAGAGCGUCAAAUAUAUAUGUGUUAAUUUAUCAGGUUUUCAAUAAAAACAACAA
Haliotis rufescens (red abalone) is the source of this 2001-nucleotide messenger RNA. Its product is annotated as dynein light chain Tctex-type 5-A-like. NCBI's taxonomy places the organism in Eukaryota, Metazoa, Mollusca, Gastropoda, Lepetellida, Haliotidae. Gene Ontology annotation, molecular function: dynein intermediate chain binding. The record is from RefSeq and is a predicted model, not a curated record. Gene Ontology annotation, biological process: microtubule-based movement. Gene Ontology annotation, cellular component: cytoplasm; cytoplasmic dynein complex. Bases 438 to 959 code for a protein of 173 amino acids. The transcript has a single exon.